CCUUAGUAGGAAGGGUAGAUGAGGCCAGUGACACAAACACAGAGAUCAGAGAAUCUGAUCAGAAAAGGCAGGCAGAUAUAUAGCUCCAAGCCUCCCAUAGAUGUGACUGAGUUUUGAGGUUUGUGGUAUAGAAGAUGGAAGGAAUUAUAAGUUUCAUUUCCACAACUACAGUUAGACCGGCGAGUCCGGAGGAGUCAACCAGGAGGAUCGAGUUAACCCCAUGGGACCUCCAGUUGCUUCUACUUGGCUCUAUCAAAAAGGGCCUUCUCUUUCUCAAGCCGACACCCGGACCAGAGGAGAAUGGAUUACAAACCAUAACUGCUAUUGUAGAUCAUUUAAAGACCUCACUUUCUCGCACUCUGGACUUCUUCUACCCACUCGCCGGCCGCCUUGGUACCACUGUAAACGAAGACGACGACACAACUUGUUUCUUCAUCGACUGCAACGGCGCCGGAGCUCAGUUUAUCCAUGCAGCGGCCGGUGGUGUCACCGUGGCAGAUAUACUGGACCCUGUCUAUGUUCCUAAGAUUGUGUCUUCUUUUUUCCCGCUUGAUGGAGUUCAGAACUACCACGGCGUUACACAGCCGCUGCUUGCGGUGCAAGUGACGGAGCUGGUGGACGGGAUCUUUGUUGGUUGCUCCCUCAAUCAUGUGGUGGGGGAUGGAAAGUCCUUCUGGCAUUUCUUCAAUUCGUGGUCGGAAAUCUCUCGGGGUCCCAAUAAAAUAUCCGUAUCUCCUGUUUUCAAGCGUUGGUUUGGGGAUGAUACCGACUACCCCAUACGAAUUCCUCGGUCAGCAAUGGUCUUUGAUCGGCCCAUCACAUCAUCACCAGUUCAAGAAAUGGUUUUUCGCUCCGCAAAAGAAAAAAUUGCAGGGUUGAAAGCAAGAGCAAAUGCAGAAAUGGGCAUCGACCGAAUUUCUUCUUUACAGGCGCUGCUGGCCCAUCUUUGGCGCUGCACAAUUCGUACUAGGCGUCUCCCAGAAGAUCAAGAGACUAGCUAUCAUUUAUGCAUAGAUAUGAGAACGAGGCGACGUCCACAGAUGCCCCAGCAAUACUUUGGGGUUGCACUUCAGCGCGGGACCUUAACCAUGAAAGUGGGGGAGCUGCUGGGGAUGGGUCUGGGUCAUGUGGCUUGGCAAAUGAAUAAGAUGAUUUCUACCUUCACUGAAGUGGAAGCCACCAACUUCUUGGAAUCUUGGGCGAAAGACCCUAAGCCGAUUUCAUAUAGCACCGUCACUAUGAGUAAUGCUUUUAUCAUGGCCAGUUCGCCGCGGUUCAACGUGUACGGCACUGAUUUUGGUUGGGGAAGGCCAGUUGCUGUUAGAAGUGGAGGUGGGAUCAAGUUGGAUGGAAAGACCACCAUUUCCCAAGGAGCAGAAGAAGGGAGCAUUGAUAUUGAAGUUUGCUCAUCGCCUGAGACCUUGCAGGCUAUGUUGGAAGAUGCAGACUUCAUGGAAGCUGUCACUGCUAGCUUCAUCUAAUUUUUUUGUUUAAUUAUAAUCUCAGCCCUUGCCUUCGGGGAGUUUGCUUCAUUUGAUUUCUUGUAGCUUUUCUCUUGACUCAAGUUCUAUUUUGACCUUUCUUGUGUAGCAUUUUUA
Vitis vinifera (wine grape) is the source of this 1598-nucleotide messenger RNA. RefSeq lists its product as uncharacterized. The transcript has a single exon. The record is from RefSeq and is a predicted model, not a curated record. NCBI's taxonomy places the organism in Eukaryota, Viridiplantae, Streptophyta, Magnoliopsida, Vitales, Vitaceae. The coding region runs from base 135 to 1481 and encodes 448 amino acids.